AUCCUCUUUUUCUUUUUGUUUGAAACAGUUAACUUCUCCUUACAAUAUCAUCCCUUGAAUCGUAUACUUAGUUGAGAGGAUAAAGGAUCUGAUUGCCAACUAAUAAAGCUCUGAUUAUUGAUUAAACAAAUGUUCGUUGUCAGCACCUAACUAGAUGUAUAGAGGACGGUAUGGAGAAUAUGCAUACUGAUGUUAGUAUGUUUGAGGGUUAGCUAAUCCAAGUUGGGUUUGCAAAUGGUUGCAGUGUUUGCUUUACUUCUAUCAGGUUAUUUUGUCUUGUGCUAAGAUUAAAGCACUUGACAAUUUCGCUUUUAUUCAAGAGAGAUCAAGACGAAAUUACCGCUUUAAUUCGGAACCUGAUUGCCAUCAUAAUACCGGCUUCCUUGUUUCCCGAUUACAAAACAGUCCCCCUCGCCUCUCCCCAAUAUCCUGACCCACCCCUCCUAAAAUAUUUGCCCUAAUGUAAACGACGCCAUUUCUUGCGCUCUUGAAAACUGGAAGUGAUAGAACACUGGAGAUAUCAAAUGAUGUGACCCAACUCAAUUAGCAUGGGUGUGACUGUACACUACAAUGAGCCAGCUGACUAACAUGCAAGUACAGAUUGUAGAUGGUCUAUCUGUUGGGGACCAGGAGAGUGACUGUGAUGAUGACGACAGGCGAGAAUUGAUCAGUCACUAUGCUAACGAUAAGUACCUCAGUAAAUGGGAACUGGCUGAAGAGGAAGAAGAGAUUGAAGAGGAACAAGAAAGUUUGGAUGAUAAAGAGCCAAAUAUAGACAACUCAGAGCAGAAAGGGGCAGCCGGACCCAAAGUUGUUCAAUGUCUAGUGGCUGCUAGUGACUGUGAUGAUCUGUCACUUGUGUCUUACAACAGUGUUAGGGACUGUAACCUAUCAGCUGCUCCAAAAACAGCCCCAACAUCAGUGCACCAUCAGCUAGGACUACUGUCUAAGUCCACCGGUGAAGGGUUGAAGCUUUGGCAAGGUUACGGAGGAAACAUUUACUUCAAUGCCGUCCGUUGUCAGUCAAUGCGGAUCAACAGCGCCAAGUAUGGAAAACUGAAAAAAGACAUUACAAAGAGAUGGAUAUCCAAAUCUUGUACCCCUAUGUACAGAAAAGAUGGGUAUCAGACACAAGUAGUGAGUUCAUCCAAGUCAGACAUGGAAAUACCGAUAGCCUCCUGCAGCAAUCUGGGAAGUCUACGCAUGAGGUCUUGCAAGGAGAAGAAGUGCAAGACAGCCACGUGUAGACAUUGUGAAAUUCCUAAACCCUUGACAGGAAAGAUAUGUAAGGGAUUCAGUGAAAAACUACUAACUGAAACUUUUCAGCGGCUUCAGGAAAAUGGUGAUUAUAGACUGAAAGGGGAAUCUUUGUCCGUAUCUCGAGGGCAAGUUGGCGAUGCACUGGUCGAUCCUAUUGAUAAAGUGAGGCAAUUUAACACUCAGUUGAAAGGUAGAGACGUUGCUGUGAGUUUGGAGAGAGGCUUCCCAACCCUAUUCUCAGACAGUUCAUUUUUUUCACACAGUGACCACAGAAGUUCAACUGUGGUUACUGCCAACACAGACCCAUUUCUUAAGCUUCCAGUUCUGGGAAACUCUGACGGGAAACACAGAAAGAGCAAAACUGAGAAUGGAAGUUCAAGCGAGAACAAUAAUAACGAGUUGAGGCCUGUGUUCAUUAUUCCUUUUGGUUCAUUUGAUGAUCCUGUGGACGGGGAACCUGAAUCGAAACGAAAAGCAGAUAGACGAGAGAAGCCUUCAUCCAAGAGCCAGGCAGAUCGAAAUAACAAUUCACCAGGGUCCAUGGAAGAGGCUAAGAAUUCUUCUGAAAAACUAGACGAUUCUGUCAUAACAGCCUGUUCCGUAGAUAAAGUUACAGACAGCAGUGCUUGUACUGAAGAAAAUGGUCAAAAUUCCGUCAAGCAUUCAUUACCAAUCUCUGCUAAUGAUGAAAAGUCGCCAUGUAGCCCUCGAUCACCCAAACAAACCGCUCCCGACUUUCAUCUAAAGAGAGAAAUAAGUAACCUUUCCCUGAGUAAUUACCUGAAGGCUGUUCCCACACGAAGUUCACACGAUCAGGACAGUCUGACGUCCCCUAGGUCAAAUCUGAUGCCAAAGAUGAGUUACACCAAACGAUCACGAGCCCUUCCGACAUUUUACAUGGUGAACAACUCCUUGCAUCAAAUAAAUCCCGCAGGAUUUAGUUCACCGCGGACGAAUACCUCUCAGGUGUAUGGCGGCUAUUUUCCAACAACAGGACGAAAUGAGUCGAAAGUGUUUUACGCGGAGAUCAGCGCCAGCUCAGAGAAGAACUCUUCGCCGAGUGGUGAUGGUAAAAUGCAAGGAUUCUCGAGAAGAAAGAGAAGCACAAGCCCUAAGAAAGCCGUCUCGAACUCUCAGAUUCCGUUUUUGUAGGCCAGGUACUUGUCCAGAAAGUCACUAUCGCGAAAAAGUGUCGAACGAUCGCCAAGAGUUCAAAACUCACUGAAAUCUGACAAGAAUUUAUUACACGUACCAGUUACAGGACACCAAUUCUCGAGGUUGAGUGGAGUCAGUGAUAGAUAACUGUUCCCCUCCGGUAGGGUGAAAAAGAGGCACAUCGGUCAAACGUAUGCGCAUGUGCGAACGACGAAUCGACUGCAUCCAAAAAUGGUGUUUCAACAUCGCGCCUCCAGGCCGUCAAAGGCAACUUUCACAGGAAUUCUAUGACUUUAGUUUUUCUUUCCAUAACUUUUAUCGCCCUUUAAAGAUUUCUACGAAAGUUUAACUUUUUUCGUGAAUAUGCGUGGCACCGGUCGGCUCUUAGGUUUUAGUCUAAAAUUUGUUCGGGAAAUUGGUGUGCUCAGUCCUGGUCAAAAAUGAUCUUUUGCUCUUGCCCAACAUUUGACGUCUGUCUUGACUGUAAUUAAUUAAUCAGCGGCAAUGCACAGGAUUUGAAGAUUUUUUCAGGCUGUAUUUGCUGUUGCAAGUUUUCUUUGACAAAAUCUGAGUCAUCAGGUUUUCAACAAGGAGAUUUGCUUAGCUUACGUUUAUCCGUAUCCUUCCCCACAAGGAAAAACGUUUCUACUGGGGGAGGGGGGGGGGUGGUUACGGCUACACGAAAGGCUAAGAUUUACCGAGAAAAAAGUUGCUAAGGAAGAAAUCUGUGUGUGACUUGAUGUGACGAUACGUGACGUGAAGAUGAAUUGUCAAAGACAUUGCUUUAUGUGUCCACGUUCUAAGAAAAAGUAAAAGUCUACUCCAGCAAGUGUUUCGGCGAAUUAUUAGGACCGUUGGUAUUGGCUUGGCUGUUCAGAACGUUCACAUCCAUUACUUCAGCUAUUAGAUCAGAAUUAAAGGGACACGGUCACGGUCUGCGCAUGCUCGUGUAGCCGACUUUUUCAAGUUGCAUUCACAAAUUCAAAAUGGCGUCUAGCGGAGGAUCCGGACAUGGCGGUAAACGCAUUAACUCAGGGCGGAAACGAAAGGUUGAAGACAGAGGGGAAUACAAGAAAGCGUGGCUGAGGAACCAUAAGCGUAUUUAUGUGGAAGAAAAGACAUUUAAGUUGUGGCUGCAGGCAAAAUUUGAUGCAGGUUAUGAGUCAUUCAGCGACAGCGAUUUUACUGAUAGGAAAAUAAAAUAAUGCCAGAUAUCACAGACAUUUGUAGCAUUUGCGAGGCAGAUGUUUAUUCUACUACACAUUAUAAUUGGAAUACAGGUAAGCCUCAGGCGAACUCUACGGCUUUCAUAAAUAUAGGCAGAUGACGACUGCUCGUUCGAAUCCUGAAGAAAGGGAAUACACAAAU
Messenger RNA from Stylophora pistillata, 3783 nucleotides. RefSeq lists its product as uncharacterized. NCBI's taxonomy places the organism in Eukaryota, Metazoa, Cnidaria, Anthozoa, Scleractinia, Pocilloporidae. The record is from RefSeq and is a predicted model, not a curated record.